UCUCCCACACCAAUUUCCAACAUCCAUUCCCAUCAUAUAUAUCCUUUUCUUUCUAAGCUACUACUUGUGUUUCAUUAUAUUAUUUCUUUGGUGCAAGCUAGGUAGCUUAGUUUGUUGAGAGAAUUAAGAUGGUGAGUGUUGAAGAUAUCCGAAAGGCACAACGUGCAGAAGGCCCUGCCACUGUCAUGGCUAUUGGCACCGCCACUCCUCCCAACUGUGUCGAUCAGAGUACAUAUCCUGAUUAUUAUUUCCGCAUCACAAACAGUGAGCACAAGACUGAGCUCAAAGAAAAGUUUAAGCGAAUGUGUGAUAAGUCAAUGAUCAAGAAGCGGUACAUGUACUUGAAUGAAGAGAUCCUGAAGGAGAAUCCGAGUGUGUGUGAAUACAUGGCACCUUCAUUGGAUGCAAGGCAAGACAUGGUGGUUGUGGAGGUACCAAAGUUGGGAAAAGAGGCUGCAACUAAGGCAAUCAAGGAAUGGGGUCAACCCAAGUCAAAGAUCACUCAUCUCAUCUUUUGCACCACCAGUGGUGUCGACAUGCCUGGUGCUGACUAUCAGCUCACUAAACUCCUAGGCCUUCGUCCCUCCGUGAAACGUUACAUGAUGUACCAACAAGGUUGCUUUGCCGGUGGCACGGUCCUUCGUUUGGCCAAAGACUUGGCUGAAAACAACAAGGGUGCUCGUGUGCUUGUGGUUUGCUCCGAGAUCACUGCAGUCACAUUCCGUGGCCCAAGUGACACCCAUCUUGAUAGCCUUGUGGGGCAAGCCCUGUUUGGAGAUGGUGCUGCUGCAGUCAUUGUUGGAUCAGACCCUUUGCCAGUUGAAAAGCCUUUCUUUGAGCUUGUGUGGACUGCACAAACAAUCCUUCCGGAUAGUGAAGGGGCUAUUGAUGGUCACCUUCGUGAAGUUGGACUCACAUUCCAUCUCCUCAAGGAUGUUCCUGGACUCAUCUCUAAGAACAUCGAGAAGGCCUUAGUUGAAGCCUUCCAACCCUUGGGAAUCUCUGAUUACAACUCUAUCUUUUGGAUUGCACACCCUGGUGGCCCUGCAAUUUUAGACCAGGUUGAGGCUAAGUUAGGCUUGAAGCCUGAAAAAAUGGAAGCUACUAGACAUGUGCUGAGUGAGUAUGGUAACAUGUCAAGUGCAUGUGUUCUAUUCAUCUUGGAUCAAAUGAGGAAGAAGUCGAUAGAAAAUGGACUCGGCACAACUGGUGAAGGCCUUGAAUGGGGUGUGCUAUUUGGUUUUGGCCCUGGACUCACUGUUGAGACUGUUGUGCUCCGCAGUGUCACUGUCUAAUCAUACUUCGUCAAGACCACAAAUUUUUUAUUUAUGUAUUCUUGCAUUUCAGUUUGAAAAUUGUAUUGUUUUUGCUUUGAUUCCCCCUUCCUCACAUGAUAUUUGUGUACCAGAAAAUAAGAACAUGUCAUGUUAUUAAUGCAAUUAAGCUGACACACAAUUGAUCUAUACAAUCGCAAAUGAAUUGCUUUUGUCCAAUUUCAUCUUCAAUGAAAGAAGUCUGCAAUUGAGUGUAAAAUGGACUAUAAAGCUGUAUAAAUUAGACUAUAAAACUGUCCGGAACCAGGUUUAUAGCCAAUUGUGUUAGGAGUGUUGUGCCAAUUAACAUAGUCCACUUUGGCUUAAAGUUUUCCUUGUGAAGACCACAAAGCUUUAUUUUUUCCUA
Cajanus cajan (pigeon pea) is the source of this 1680-nucleotide messenger RNA. Its product is annotated as chalcone synthase 1. Lineage: Eukaryota; Viridiplantae; Streptophyta; Magnoliopsida; Fabales; Fabaceae. The record is from RefSeq and is a predicted model, not a curated record. Gene Ontology annotation, molecular function: acyltransferase activity, transferring groups other than amino-acyl groups. Gene Ontology annotation, biological process: polyketide biosynthetic process.